This is a messenger RNA of Dichomitus squalens LYAD-421 SS1, 2155 nucleotides long. Its product is annotated as cleft lip and palate transmembrane 1. The record is from RefSeq and is a predicted model, not a curated record. The transcript has 18 exons. Bases 65 to 1960 code for a protein of 631 amino acids. NCBI's taxonomy places the organism in Eukaryota, Fungi, Basidiomycota, Agaricomycetes, Polyporales, Polyporaceae. Gene Ontology annotation, cellular component: membrane; endomembrane system.
CAAGCUUUCGACCACUGCCUCCACCACCGCAUCGUGCAUCACAGGCAGCUGUGUUGUAAAGGCAAUGUCGACGCAAAAUGCGCCUGCGCAGGCUGCGCCAGCGAACGCCGGGGCUGCCGGAGGGGAAGAGGAGUCCCCGUUCAAGAAGUUCUUUGCCAUUGCACAGCAAAUGCUGCUGAUUUACGCGGUGAUGCAAGUCGCGAGCAGGUUUUUCGGCGGUAACAAGACUCAGCAACAGCAGCAGCCGCAAGGCGCGAACGUAGCCAACGCGCCGCAGGCCAAUGUCCCCGGGCCAGAGGGCGCAGUGAGUGGUAUCCCGACGCACGCCGUCCCAGGAUGGCCGCUCGGACUGCCACUGGCUGUGCACGUCCAUCUCUCAACCUCGCCGACGGGUGACGUCUUUUCGAACAAAUGGACGUCAGGGCACAGGAAGGACAGAGACGCCGACCUGCCGAGCUUGGUCUGGAACAAUGUCACGUUGGGAGACUGGAACGAGAAGCGAGUCGCAGAGUUCAACGUGAGCCUUCCUGAGACCGUGCAAAACAAUGGAUCACUCUGGGCGGACGUUUUUCUUGUACGCGAUGGAGCCAGUCCCGACCCCUCGGACGCGAAGUUCGACCCUCGCGCUGUUCACCAUGUCCGGACGCUCCUGACCAAGUACCUACCGAAGAUCAAGGCCCGGAAGGAGAAGAAUCUGUUGAGCGGCUCUGCUGACGAUACUACGGAGAUCGAGGAGGAAAGCGAAACCAUUGUCUCUCACUGGCACCCCACCCUUACGCUCGCACUUGUCUCGGACAACCCUAUCAUCCAGUUGAGCCAGAUCCAGCCUGCUGCGGCGCGAUACAUUCAUAUCAGGCAAGAGCGCGAUGAUGCUGGACGACCCUACUACGACCCUAUCAUCUUCCCCAAUGAGUUCUGGCACCUCCGCUCACAAUACGUCGAGAUCAACUCGACGACCCCGACGCUCCCGCUGCAGAUCGAGUUUCAGCCCAUGUCGAUGUGGAAGUUCACCAUCUUUGCCGCGCUUACCCAGAGCUUCGCAGAGGCCGCAAAACAGCAGGGGUCGACGUCUAUGGCGGAGCUGGAUGAGGUCAAGCGGAUGCUCGUGGAGACGAACCCGUAUUUCUUGGGAUUGACUGCGCUUGUGAGCGUGCUGCAUGUCGUGUUCGAGUUCCUUGCUUUCAGCUCGGACGUAUCGCAUUGGAGACAGAAGCAGGAGCUUGUCGGUGUCUCCGUUAGGUGGAUUGUUACGAAUGUCGUCGUGCAGCUAAUCAUCCUGCUCUACCUCAUCGACAAUAACGAGCAAACGAGUUGGAUGAUCCUCAUGGGCUCUGGUAUUGGUGUUCUCAUUGAAGCAUGGAAGAUCACUAAGGCGGUCGAUAUCAGUAUUGGUCCUUCCCCGCCAGGAUCCCGGUUGCCCUAUCAGCUCAUUAUCAAAGACAAACAUGUGUUGAGCGAAGAUGAGAAGAAGACUCAGGAGUACGACAAGCUCGCGUUCCGUAUCGUGUCUUACUUCACGAUACCGUGUCUUGCCGCAUAUACGGUGUACUCCCUGCUUUACGAGACACAUAGGGGGUGGUAUUCCUUCGUCAUCUCGACGUUGACGUCAUUCGUCUACAUGUUCGGCUUCGCUCAGCUCAUCCCGCAGCUGAUCAUCAACUACAAGCUGAAGAGCGUAGCGCACAUGCCUAUGAAGGCAAUGGUGUACAAGACACUCUCUACAGUGGUAGACGAUCUAUUCGCCUUCUGCAUCAAGAUGCCGUUUCUUCAUCGUCUGGCGUGUUUCCGCGACGAUGUUGUAUUUCUGGUUUUCCUUUACCAGCGGUGGAUUUACCGUAUUGACCCCAACCGGGUCAACGAAUACGGACAGGUGCUGGAGAAUGAUGUGGUGGCUGCCGUAGAAGGCAAGGGGAAGGAGGUCAAGAAGAAGGAUGUCAAGGAAUCGAAGAAGAACCGAUGACGCAUCGGCUGAGGAGACGCCGUCUGGGGAAGUCUGGGGUCGAGGGCGAGCGUGGCUGCUAUCGCGGCCGGAGCACGUUGCAAUCAGCGGUGUUUUGAGAGAUUCGGUCGCGGAUUAGGCAUGCGCGAGCUUGAGUUACGGAGAGUGAUGAUAGAUUGGAUAGAGCGCUCGGGGGAAUGCACACUUUGUUACCGC